AUGGGGGCCAUGUUCAGGAGUGAAGAGAUGGCGCUCUGCCAGCUCUUCAUUCAACCAGAGGCGGCGUACACCUCCGUCUCCGAGCUGGGAGAAGCAGGCUCUGUGCAGUUCAGAGAUCUUAAUCCAGACGUGAACGCUUUCCAACGCAAGUUUGUUAAUGAGGUCCGUCGUUGCGAUGAGAUGGAAAGAAAAUUGAGGUACAUAGAGGCUGAGGUACAUAAGGACAAGGUCAAUGUACCCGCUGUUAAAGAUAUGCCGAGAGCGCCUAACCCACGAGAGAUUAUCGAUCUAGAGGCGCAUCUCGAGAAAACAGAGAAUGAAAUUCUGGAGUUGUCGCAUAACGCGGUGAACCUCAAACAGAACUAUCUAGAGCUGACAGAAUUAAAACACGUGCUGGAAAAAACAGAAGCAUUCUUCGCCGCUCAAGAAGAAAUCGGAAUGGAUUCGCUCACCAAGUCACUCAUCUCUGACGAGGCCGGUCAGCAGGCGGCAACGCGCGGCCGUCUCGGUUUCGUAGCUGGCGUGGUUCAACGAGAACGUGUUCCCGCCUUCGAACGUAUGUUGUGGCGAAUCUCGAGAGGAAACGUGUUCCUGAGACGAGCUGAACUUGACAAGCCCUUGGAGGACCCUAAUACUGGCAACGAGAUCUAUAAAACGGUUUUCGUGGCGUUCUUCCAAGGAGAGCAGCUCAAGUCCCGUAUCAAAAAAGUGUGCACCGGUUUUCAUGCCUCCCUAUACCCUUGCCCGCCCUCUAACACUGAACGACUUGAUAUGGUCAAAGGAGUCAGAACUCGACUUGAAGACCUUAAUAUGGUGCUAAACCAAACCCAAGAUCAUAGGCAACGUGUGUUGGUCAGCGUUGCAAAGGAAUUAGGCAGUUGGUCGAUAAUGGUCCGCAAGAUGAAAGCCAUUUACCACACCCUCAACUUGUUCAACAUGGAUGUCACCAACAAAUGUCUUAUUGGCGAAUGCUGGGUCCCAACAGCUGAUCUACCAAACGUGCAAAAAGCCCUAGUUGACGGUUCCAAUGCUUGCGGCAGUUCUAUCCCAUCGUUCCUGAACUGCAUCGAGACUGAUGAAGUCCCUCCAACCUUCAACCGCACCAACAAAUUCACUCGCGGCUUCCAAACUCUUAUUGACGCCUAUGGAGUCGCUUCCUACAGGGAAUGCAAUCCAGCGCUGUACACCAUCAUUACUUUCCCGUUCUUAUUCGCGGUGAUGUUCGGAGAUUUGGGUCACGGCCUCAUCAUGGCUCUAUUCGGUCUCUGGAUGGUUGUCAAAGAAGUCUCACUCGCCGCAAAAAAAUCCAACAACGAAAUCUGGAACAUUUUCUUCGCCGGUCGCUACAUCAUACUCCUCAUGGGCUGUUUCUCUAUGUACACUGGACUGGUCUACAACGACAUAUUCUCGAAAUCCAUGAAUAUCUUUGGAUCCGGCUGGUUCAAUCCUUAUGAUAAUGAAACGCUUGAAAGAAAUGAAGCUUUCACUUUGGACCCUAAAGCUUCUUAUGGGGACAAACCAUAUUUCUUCGGUAUUGAUCCUAUCUGGCAGACUGCUGAGAAUAAGAUUAUCUUCCUCAAUUCUUACAAAAUGAAACUGUCCAUCAUAUUCGGCGUUAUUCACAUGAUCUUCGGUGUUUGCAUGAGCGUCGUCAACUACAACUUCUUCAAGCGUCGUUACUCAAUCUUCUUGGAGUUUCUUCCACAAAUCAUUUUCCUGUUCCUUCUCUUCGCGUAUAUGGUGUUCAUGAUGUUCUACAAGUGGGUGGCUUACAGCACGUUAGCUACAGAUGAGGCGUAUACCCAGGGUUGUGCGCCGUCAGUGUUGAUUCUGUUCAUCAACAUGAUGUUGUUCUCGAGUACGGAACCCGAGGGCGGCUGCAAGGAGUACAUGUUCGAGGGCCAGGGAACCCUACAACGCGCGUUCGUUCUGGUCGCGCUUUGUUGCAUACCGGUCAUGUUAUUGGGAAAACCGUUGUACUUGUUGUGCGCCGCCAAGAAGAAGCAUGACAAGCCGCAAUCAAACGGUAGUGUGAACCAGGGCAUAGAAAUGCAAGAACAGACUGAUUUAGAACAACAGCCAGCCCCGAAGCCCGCGUCCGGCGGACACGACCAUGAUGAUGAACCGUUCAGUGAGAUCAUGAUCCAUCAAGGAAUACACACCAUCGAAUACGUGCUCAGUACAAUCUCCCACACAGCUUCGUACCUACGACUAUGGGCGCUGUCACUCGCUCACGCUGAGUUAUCCGAGGUGCUAUGGAACAUGGUGCUUCAGUUCGGUCUCAAGGACCACAACUGGGUGGGUGGCAUCAAACUGUACGUGGCAUUCAUGUUCUGGUCUCUCUUCACACUGGCCAUUCUCGUCAUGAUGGAGGGACUUUCAGCUUUCUUGCACACGCUGCGUUUGCAUUGGGUGGAAUUCAUGAGCAAAUUCUACGCUGGUUUGGGAUACAUCUUCCAACCGUUCUGCUUCAAGACGAUCCUCGAACAAGAGGAUGAAGAUUAA
Danaus chrysippus (African queen) is the source of this 2505-nucleotide messenger RNA. The record is from the annotation of a GenBank genome assembly. Lineage: Eukaryota; Metazoa; Arthropoda; Insecta; Lepidoptera; Nymphalidae.